Molecule: messenger RNA, 1497 nt
Organism: Penicillium diatomitis
Lineage: Eukaryota; Fungi; Ascomycota; Eurotiomycetes; Eurotiales; Aspergillaceae
Product: putative diacylglycerol O-acyltransferase (DgaT)
Exons: 4
Coding region: 1-1497 (498 amino acids)
Biological process (GO): triglyceride biosynthetic process
Cellular component (GO): endoplasmic reticulum membrane
Molecular function (GO): diacylglycerol O-acyltransferase activity
Source: RefSeq, a predicted model, not a curated record
AUGCCAUCCACGGCGCAGGCUGUGACUACGGCUCACGAGCACUCCAGUGCUCUCAGCAAUGGCAACACGGAGACCACGGCUCAUGCCUCGGCGCCGAAGCCUUCAUCCGCCAGCAAGAGACGUCACAGCAAAUAUCUCCAUGUUGCAGCGUACCACGCCAAUUUGCGACAUUCAAGCUUGAGUCGAGAUGCAGCUGUCACACCCAGUUUCCUCGGGUUCCGAAACUUGAUGGUCCUCGUACUUGUUGCCAUGAACCUCCGAUUGAUUAUCGAGAAUUUUAUGAAAUACGGCGUUCUCAUCUGCAUCAAGUGCCACGACUACCGAAAGCAAGAUGUCGUCCUGGGAUCGAUCUUGUUCGCGCUUGUUCCGUGCCAUCUAUUUCUUGCCUAUGCCAUUGAGCUCUCUGCAGCUAGCGCUGCGAAGCAGACUGUUGGUCAGCAGAAGCGGACGGCGGAAGAAAAGGAGCGCGAUCAGCAGGCCUUCCGAUCCACCUGGCGCUAUACGGCUCUGUUACAUACCUUGAACGCAACCAUCUGUCUCGCACUGACGAGCUUUGUUGUGUACUUUCUCAUCCAUCAUCCCGGCAUUGGCACCCUCUGUGAGCUUCACGCAAUUAUUGUAUGGCUCAAGAACUGCUCAUAUGCCUUCACCAACCGUGAUCUUCGACUGGCCUUUCUGAACCCGUCGGCCGACCCAGAUCUCCCCGAGAUCUACGAGGCUUGUCCCUAUCCGCGCAACGUGACUCUGGGAAACCUGGCUUAUUUCUGGAUGGCGCCAACGUUGGUCUAUCAACCGGUCUACCCUCGCACCGCCUCGAUCCGAUGGUCCUUUGUUGCCAAACGAUUGGCAGAGUUUGUCGGUCUCGCCAUGGUGAUCUGGUUGCUUUCGGCGCAGUAUGCGACGCCUGUCCUUCGUAACUCAAUUGACAAGAUUGCCGUGAUGGAUAUUGCGUCUAUUCUCGAGCGCGUCAUGAAGCUCUCUACCAUCUCGUUGAUUAUUUGGCUCGCUGGGUUCUUCGCCCUUUUCCAGGCCCUCUUGAAUGCACUGGCGGAGGUCAUGCGAUUCGGAGAUCGAGAGUUCUACACUGAUUGGUGGAAUAGCUCCAGUCUUGGAGCCUACUGGCGAUCCUGGAACCGUCCCGUCUAUCUGUUCAUGAAGCGGCAUGUGUACUCUCCUCUCGUUGGCCGAGGCUGGAGUCCAUUCGCAGCCAGCAUGAUGGUCUUUACACUGUCCGCGGUCCUCCACGAGAUGUUGGUGGGCAUUCCCACUCACAACUUCAUUGGUGAAGCAGGCGUUGCCUUCUUUGGCAUGAUGUUUCAACUACCUCUGAUUACCCUGACGACGCCACUUGAAAAGAUGCGAGGCCCUCACGGAAAGACCAUCGGCAACUGCAUCUUUUGGGUCAGCUUCUGUCUGGUUGGGCAACCUUUAGGAGCUCUGCUAUAUUUCUUUGCCUGGCAGGCCAAGUACGGUAGUGUCAGUCGCAUGAGCGUGUAA